AUGGCUUCAGUCAGCACAACUGCACCCGUUGAAGUAUGUAAUGCAGUUUAAACCCUAAAACCCUAGAAGGCACUCGUUCUAGAGCCUUCUUAUUCGUUUCUUAAAUCUUUCACACAAACGCACCCUCUGGUUUGUGGGUUUCUCUCUCUGCAUUGUUUGCUUCUUUCUCCCUCUUUCUCGCGCAAUUCACAUAAUGUAUCGCCUGGCUUCUAGUCUCGCCUCCAAAGCUAGGAUUGCUAGGAAUAGCAGCCAUCAGGUCAGUUGGAGCAGAAACUAUGCGGCCAAAGACAUCAAAUUUGGUGUGGAGGCUCGAGCUCUGAUGCUUAGGGGCGUUGAAGAGCUUGCUGAUGCUGUCAAAGUAACCAUGGGUCCUAAGGGUCGUAAUGUGGUGAUUGAGCAAAGUUUUGGUGCCCCUAAAGUGACCAAAGAUGGAGUAACUGUUGCCAAGAGCAUUGAGUUCAAGGAUAAAGUUAAGAAUGUUGGUGCCAGUCUUGUAAAGCAGGUUGCAAAUGCUACCAAUGAUGUGGCUGGUGAUGGAACCACAUGUGCAACAGUCCUUACGCGGGCAAUAUUUUCUGAAGGCUGCAAAUCAGUCGCUGCUGGAAUGAAUGCAAUGGACCUGAGGCGUGGUAUAACUAUGGCUGUUGAUGCUGUGGUGACGAACUUGAAGAGCAGAGCACAGAUGAUUAGCACAUCGGAAGAAAUAGCACAGGUUGGGACAAUAUCUGCUAAUGGGGAGAGAGAAAUUGGUGAGUUGAUUGCAAAAGCUAUGGAGAAAGUUGGCAAAGAGGGGGUAAUCACAAUUGCAGAUGCAAAAACUUUAUAUAAUGAGUUGGAAGUUGUUGAAGGAAUGAAGCUCGAUAGGGGCUACAUAUCUCCUUAUUUCAUAACAAACCAGAAGAACCAGAAAUGUGAACUUGAGGAUCCUCUCAUUCUAAUCCAUGAGAAGAAAAUCUCAAGUAUUAAUGCUGUAGUUAAAGUUUUAGAGUUGGCUUUGAAGAGACAAAGACCUUUAUUGAUUGUUGCCGAGGAUGUGGAAAGUGAUGCACUAGCAACUCUUAUUCUAAAUAAGCUUCGUGCUGGAAUUAAGAUAUGCGCUAUUAAGGCCCCUGGUUUUGGUGAAAAUAGGAAAGCUGGUCUUCAAGAUCUUGCAGUUCUCACAGGAGGAGCACUUAUCAAUGAAGAGCUUGGCUUGAAGCUUGAACAAGUGGAUCUGGAUAUGCUUGGCACUUGCAAAAAAAUAACAAUUUCUAAGGAUGACACUGUCAUUCUUGAUGGAGCAGGUGACAAGAAAGCAAUUGAGGAAAGAUGUGAACAGAUUAGGUCAGCAAUUGAAAAUAGUGCUUCAGAUUAUGACAAAGAGAAAUUACAGGAAAGAUUAGCCAAGCUUUCUGGUGGUGUUGCAGUGCUUAAGAUUGGAGGAGCCAGUGAGGCUGAAGUUAGUGAGAAGAAGGAUAGAGUGACAGAUGCUUUAAAUGCAACUAAGGCAGCUGUUGAGGAGGGCAUAGUACCGGGUGGUGGUGUUGCUCUCCUCUAUGCAUCAAAAGAGUUGGGUAAACUUCAAACUGCUAACUUCGAUCAGAAGAUUGGUGUUCAAAUUAUCCAAAAUGCUUUAAAGACACCUGUGCUCACAAUUGCUUCCAAUGCGGGUGUUGAGGGUGCUGUCGUUGUUGGCAAACUGUUAGAACAGGACAAUUAUGAUCUAGGAUAUGAUGCAGCCAAAGGUGAAUAUGUUGAUAUGGUUAAAGCUGGAAUCAUAGACCCUUUGAAGGUGAUUAGGACAGCCUUAGUUGAUGCAGCCAGUGUGUCAUCUUUGAUGACAACAACUGAAGCUGUUGUGUCUGAACUUCCAAAGGACGACAAAGAUAUUCCAGCUAUGGCUGGUGGCAUGGGUGGCAUGGAUUAUUAGCCAGCUAGCUCCUAUUUGAUUAGACUUGGAGCAAAGAAUGGUGCUGAGCCCACACUUAACCCCACCCCACCCCCUUUUUUCCUUCUAAAUUAUGUGUUGUGUGAGGGCAUCACUGUAAUCAUAGUGAGAGAUCAGGAUGUAGGUAAGAAAAUGGGAGCAAUAAUUCCAAUGUAAUAUUUUUGGAACAAUUUUUUUUACCAUUCAAAUCAAGGCAUUUGUACGCGGAAAAUUUGUCAAUUGAAGAAUAGUCUUGAUAUAGUUCAUAAGUUUGAUCCAUUCAAAUUUUAUUGCUUGAAGUUUGUUUAGGUGU
Messenger RNA from Abrus precatorius (Indian licorice), 2219 nucleotides. RefSeq names its product chaperonin CPN60-2, mitochondrial. The transcript has 18 exons. The coding region runs from base 194 to 1909 and encodes 571 amino acids. Gene Ontology annotation, molecular function: ATP-dependent protein folding chaperone; ATP binding. Gene Ontology annotation, biological process: protein refolding. NCBI's taxonomy places the organism in Eukaryota, Viridiplantae, Streptophyta, Magnoliopsida, Fabales, Fabaceae. The record is from RefSeq and is a predicted model, not a curated record. Gene Ontology annotation, cellular component: cytosol; mitochondrion.